Phasianus colchicus (ring-necked pheasant) is the source of this 2920-nucleotide messenger RNA. The record is from RefSeq and is a predicted model, not a curated record. NCBI's taxonomy places the organism in Eukaryota, Metazoa, Chordata, Aves, Galliformes, Phasianidae.
GGGAUUGAAUGGGAUGGAUGGAGUUAGUGAUGCUGAGCUGGGCUUCCUCAGUUUCAUGAAGGCUCCCAAAUCCAUUUUCCAUCCCACUGCUGGUGGUAGACCACACAUCCAUGCCCACCCCUUUAUCCACAGAUGCCGAAGUGAUCAGCUGCAUCCAAUCCAUCCUGGUUAUCCCGGGGUCCCCCUGUCCCCACUGCUGGUGGCAGAGCUCAUCCCUGCAGUGGGGGUGGGUUCUCCCAACCCCUCUCAUCCCAAAUCAGAGUGCGGCGCAGUGUGAUCCCGCAGUGCUCUGAGCUUCUCCCACACCACCGAUGCACUAUAGGGACACCACGGGUGCACGACAUGGUCCCCAAGCUACCUCCAUUACCCCUCAGCAUACUGCUUCCCACGGGCAUGUGGUGCUGCAGUGGGACAGGAUGGAACCACCCCCACACCAGCACCCCGGCUUCCUGCAUACCGGGGCCGGACGUGCAGCAUGCAGCAGCACGGGACCACAUCCCGACACUGAGCAGCACCCGAUGCAAUGGGCAGGAGGUGAGGAUGGAGGUGCUGUACCUGCUGCUGUCUGCUCUCUGCGCUGCUGCUGUGCCCAAAUCAGCUCCAGUGAAGGCAACGGGAGUUCCCACUGCGGUGCCAAGCAACAUCUCAGCAGAGUCAGGUGAGAAUGGGCAUCCAUCCAUGGGGCAGCGGGUGUGGGGACCCCCCUGCCACCCUCAUCCCGAGCUGCCUGCAGGUCCCUGGGGCACAGCCACGCUGCGCCUGGCUGGUGGCAGCCACCCCUGUGAGGGCACAGUGCAGGUGCAGCAUCAUGGCCAAUGGAUGCCCGUGUGUCGGGGGUCCUGGAGUGCUGCUGCCUCUCAGGAGCUGUGCCACCACCUGCACUGCGGAGAUGCUGAGGGUGAUGCGGUGAUGGCAAGCCUGGACAGUGACAGAGAUUUCUCCAAGGGAUGUCCAGCUGCGGUGGCCAACUGCAGUGGGUGGGAGCCACAGCUCUGCCAGCUGCAGCUGGCCACCGAGCCCAGCUGCUGUGCAGCAGGGCCGGCAAACGUCACCUGCACAGGUGCCCCGGCGCUGCGUCUGGCCGGUGGGCGCAGCCGCUGCGAGGGCCGGGUGGAGCUGCGGCAGGCGGGCAGCUGGGGCACGGUGUGUGACGACGGCUGGGACCUGGCUGAUGCCGCCGUGGUGUGCCGGCAGCUGGGCUGCGGCUGGGCACUGCGUGCGCCGCGAGAGGCCGCCUUCGGCCGGGGGCACGGCCCCGUGCUGCUGGACGAGGUGAACUGCAGCGGGCACGAGGAGAAACUGGGGGAAUGCCCUGCUGCCCUGCAGCACGACUGCAGCCACAAAGAGGACGCCAGCGUGGUGUGCUCGGAGCAUCACGAGUGGCGGCUGUCCGGAGGCAAGGACGGCUGCGCGGGUCGCGUGGAGGUGCAUUACCGGGGGACGUGGAGCACCGUGUGCGACAGCACCUGGUACAUGCUGGAGGCUUCAGUUCUGUGCCACACGCUGGGCUGCGGGGAGCCACUGCAGCGUCCUUCCUUCCACCACACGCUGCCCACCAAGAUGCUUUAUGAGUGCCCGGACUGGCAGCCCUCACUGGCGUACUGCCGCUGGACCUACAACAAAUCAGCUCCCUGCCACGAGUCCCGUGCUGCCGGUGUCGUCUGCAAUGGCUCCCUGGGCUUGCAGACCCCAACACUGGAGGCGACAGUGAUGCCAAAUGGUGGUACAUCCCCAAGCACCACAAAGGGCUUGGAUGCAGCGGGAGGCCUGUCCCCUCUGCAUAUGCCUCUCUUCAUCCCAUGUGUGGUGCUGGCAGUGCUGCUCCUGCUCGCACUGGUGGUCUUCACCACUGCCUUGCUGCACUUGAGGAAGAGGAGUGCCCUCACCCUGGGGACCCCAGUGCCACUCCUGGUGACCCACAGCAGCCAGGGUCACGACAUGCCCUUGGAGACUUGCAACAACUACAGGGAGGUACCCGCAGACCUCCCCAAGGAGCCAGACUCCACACCCGCAACCCUUCCCACCACCAAGGGCUCCGACUCCUCUGACUCUGACUACGAACACUAUGAUUUCAGCAGCAAGCCACCCGUGGCCCUCUCCACCUUCCACAACUCACAGCGCCGACAGCCAGGUGAGCAGCUUCUGCUGCCCACCCAGGAUGGGAUGGAGCCAUUUCCCACAGAGGUGCCAACCAUGCAGUGCGCCCACCCAUGGGACAGGGUGAGGAGCUCAUCCUCUUCCUCUUCUUCCUCCUCCAUGGAGCCCUACUGUAGUGAGAACGCAGCCUCCACAGGUGCCUGGCACUGCCCACAGCCCCCAUCAUGCAGCACCCAGCAGCACACAGCACCCACCACACCCCCAGCUGCGCCCUGUGUGCCCAUCCCAGUGCUCAACACGCCGUGGGUAUCACCACCCCCAACAGACCCCGACCAUGCUGACAGCUCCAGCACCUCCUCGGGGGAGUGGUAUGAGAACGUGCAGGGUGCUGAGACAUACGGGGACCCAUCCCUAAAGGAACACACACAGGACCCCAGCUUCUCUGAGGGGAGUGACUACGAUGACAUCCAGGGCUCUGGCUGCUGAGAGUGGGAACAGGCAGCGGGGAGGGGACUCUUAUCCAUAACACAGCCGUGGGCCAUUAAAAGCUUUUAGCCCCAUCUGCCUGGCAAGCCCUCAUCUCUUUCUGGGUGUACCCAAGGGAUGCCAUUCCCAACACCCUGCCCCAUCCUGAGGGUGCUCUGGCUGCCGUGCUCAGCCUAGCAUGGAACCCAGCGGGGUCCUGGGGAAGCUGAGCUCUCAUUGCCUCCGGGCUAUGAGCCACAGUGGAAAAUUUGCCCCCUGUCACAUCCUCCAGCUGUUUACCGAGUUGAGCGGCUCUGGCAGCCCAGAACAAAGGGGCCGCACCGCAACAACAGAGGAA